Chionomys nivalis (European snow vole) is the source of this 577-nucleotide messenger RNA. Its product is annotated as adenylate kinase isoenzyme 1-like. The transcript is spliced from 4 exons. Gene Ontology annotation, cellular component: cytoplasm; cytosol. NCBI's taxonomy places the organism in Eukaryota, Metazoa, Chordata, Mammalia, Rodentia, Cricetidae. Gene Ontology annotation, molecular function: ATP binding; AMP kinase activity. Gene Ontology annotation, biological process: nucleoside triphosphate biosynthetic process. The coding region runs from base 53 to 577 and encodes 174 amino acids. The record is from RefSeq and is a predicted model, not a curated record.
GCUCAGGGGUGGGGAGCAGACGGGGUCUCGCGUAGCCCGGCCUGCGGACGGGAUGGGUCUGUGUGAGUCCACGCUGCCCCAGACGGGCAGAGCUCUGAGGCCCCAGGAGAAGGAUGUCCUGAAGUCCCUCCUGAUCAUCUUCGUGGUGGGCGGCCCCGGCUGCGGGAAAGGGACCCAGUGCAGAAACAUGGCCACCAAGUACGGCUUCUGCCAUGUGGGGCUGGGCCAGCUGCUGCGGGAGGAGGCUCAGAGGAGCACCAAGCGGGGCCGGAAGAUCCGGGACAUCAUGCAGCAGGGACUCCUGGUGCCCACGGUGGGCAGGGCCCCCAACGUAGUCAUGGUGUUUGACUGCUCCAUGGAGACCAUGGUGCGCAGAGUGUUGCAACGUGGACAGGUAGAGCACCGGACAGAUGAUUCAGAAUCGACCAUCCACAAGCGUCUAGAAACAUACUACACCCUGUGUGAGCCCGUCCUGGCCUUCUACCAGCAAAAGAACCUUCUGCGAAAUAUCUUGGCUGAAGAAGCCCCCGAGAGCAUUUUUGCCAAGUGCUGCUUGGUCAUUGAGAGUCUGCAGUGA